Molecule: messenger RNA, 2130 nt
Organism: Zasmidium cellare ATCC 36951
Lineage: Eukaryota; Fungi; Ascomycota; Dothideomycetes; Mycosphaerellales; Mycosphaerellaceae
Exons: 1
Coding region: 1-2130 (709 amino acids)
Biological process (GO): defense response; superoxide anion generation
Cellular component (GO): plasma membrane; NADPH oxidase complex
Molecular function (GO): calcium ion binding; superoxide-generating NAD(P)H oxidase activity
Source: RefSeq, a predicted model, not a curated record
AUGGAGAACCCGCCACCACUUCUUCUACACAGUCUCGAGCCCGUAUUAACAAACGAUUUCAUUCCACUGAGCGAUGACGAAAUCAAUGCCUUUUUCGAUGACCUGGAUCGCGACAAGGACGGCUAUGUGACUUUCGAAGAAAUAGAGAAGAAGCUCCACGAAGUUCAUGAGGAGCUUGCGCCGACCCUGCAACGACAUCAUCUCCUUCAUCCGGACCGACGAGACCCUGAAAAGCAUCUUGGGCAUUCUGAGGCCGAUGAGCAUGUCUUUCUCUGCGGUUUACUCCCAGACUGCAGCGCGAAAAUCAACCGCACGGACUUCGUCGAGAGCAUAAGAAAACUACAGGUACCAAGUCAGAAGCAGACGGACUCGAACACUCAAGACAAGGAAGAUCAAAACCAAGAGCAUAGACUACCAUUCCGAAGGCGAUUACGAGCGUAUUUGGCCGUUCAUGGCCCCAACAUCGCCUUUACUACAUUUGUCGUUGCUUUACAACUGGGUAUUGGACUCUGGCAGAUGGUCAUCUACAUCAAGAAUCCCUUAGCCAGAGCAGCGUUGGGCUGGGGGGUCAUUCUCGCGAAAGCCUGCGCCGGAGUCUUCUAUCCUACCCUGGUGUUUAUGCUGUUGAGCAUGAGUAGACAUCUUGCGACUUUCCUGCGAAGAAACUAUGCCUUGAGUCGAUUCAUUAAUUGGGAUUUCCACCAAAAAUUCCACAUCUACAUGAGCAUCUGCGGCCUGUUCUUUGCCAGUCUUCACGCUAUUGGACAUCUUACCGGAUCCAUGCUCUACGGAUCGAGACCGUCGCAUCAGGAUGCCGUCGCCAGAUAUCUAGGUCCUAAUUCUGUACCGCGGCCUUACAUUGUCUAUGUCAGGAGCUUGCCAGGCUGGACUGGCAUCACGGCGUUAGGACUGUUCUGGAUCAUCAGCUUGCUCAGCAUGCCAUUCAUCCGCAAGCGGUACUACGAGAUCUUCCAGCUCGGACAUCUGCUCAUGUUUCCAAUGAUUGGUCUGCUUUGUGCACACGGUACUGCCGCUUUACUUCAGGCGCCAAUGCUGGGGUACUGGCUGGCGUUUCCUGCGCUUCUGGUCAUUCUUGAACGUUCGUGGAGAGUUAUUCGAGGCUUUAUCCGCGUGCCCGCGACAAUGAAAAUCAUGGUCGACGACGAUGUAGUGGUGCUUACUUGUAAACACCCACGUGGCAAAGACUGGAAGUACAGUGCUGGCCAAUACAUCUUGCUCCAGGUACCGAAGAUCUCACUCUUCCAGUGGCACCCCUUUACUAUCUCAUCCUGCCGGGGCGAUGAGCUGCAGGUGCAUAUCAAAGUCGAUGGGGACUGGACACAGAAGUUGAGAGAUAAGUUGCCGGAUAAUGAAAACAUUCAUGUGGGAGUCGAUGGCCCUUUCGGAGCGCCAGCUCAGCGAUUCUACGACUACGACUAUUCAAUCAUUGUCGGAGGAGGCAUCGGCAUAACACCAUUCUCCGCUGUUCUGACCGAUCUUGAAGAGCACUACUCGCAAGAACGAGACCCAUGGGAGCAGCGCAGGCGCUCGAGAUCAAUGUCACGACCUGGCUCCCGCUCUCGUCGAACUUCUCAAGCAACUACGCCAGUGGGCUCUCGGAACGAUAGAAACGAGAAGGACACCAUGCCACGGCGACCUCGUAACCCCGAGCGACGAGUCGACUUCCACUGGACUGUUCGAGAAAAGAACAAUCUUCUCUGGUUUUCUGACCUGCUCAACCGAGCAAUCGUUCGUGCGGAACCUCUAGCCAGGCAGAGCAAACUCGAUCUGAAUAUCAACACCCACAUCACUGCAAAGCGAAAGAACAUAUCCACCCACGUGUUUCGAUACCUUCUCGACGGCUACCGAACUUCAGCGGCGCCGUACUCAGCAUUGACUGGCCUGAAGCAAAGGAGCCACUUCGGGCGACCAGACUUCGAUGCCAUUCUUGAGAAGCACUUCAAUGACUUGGUGGAUGAUGGAAUUAGAGAUAAGAAAGUCGGCGUGUUCUACUGCGGCGCUCCUGUUGUGGGCGAGAUCUUGUCUGACAAGUGCCAUGAGCUGACAGCGAAAGCAAGAGAUAUGGGCUUGAGAAUUCGUUAUGACUUCUUGAUGGAGGUUUUCGGAUAG